AUGAGCAAUGCCUUCGACCCCGAUGCACUGUCAAAAAUGCUAAAAAAGCUGUCUUAUGGUCUUAAUAAAGAUCAUAUUGAUAUUGAUUAUGCUAUGGAGAGAGUUACCAAGGGGAUAUCGAGUGCUGCGUCAAAACAGGAAAUCAUAGCAUUUGUUGCGGAAACAUUGGCUACGUUGGCCAGCAUUCAUCCCGAUCAUUCCAUUUUAGCAGCAAGGCUGGAGAUUCAUGAGUUGCAUAGAUCAUUAAACAACGUAACAUUUACAGAGAACUUAUCAGCUCUGUUAUCAGUGUCUCGAACAGAUGCAGAAGCAGCCUCGAUUGAUGAUGAUCCGUUACGCAAGCGCCAGAAACUGAGUAGAGUGCCUAAGAAGGGAGUAAUUUCACCACAGUUUUUUGCCUUAGCAAAGAAAUACCAAGAACGUUUGAAUAAUGCUAUCGUGUCGGAACGAGAUUAUGAGUUCACUUAUUUUGGGUGGAAAACCCUAUGCCAGUCCUAUUUAAUCAAAAAAGCGAAUAAAGUGCAUGAAACACCGCAGUUCAUGUUCAUGAGAGUUGCUCUCGCGAUACAUGGGCCGUACGAUGAUAUCGAUCUUGUUUUGUCUACCUACGAACUGAUGUCCCAGAGAUAUUUUAUACAUGCUUCCCCUACAUUGUUUAACGCAGGUACCGUCAAUCAAUACUUGUCUUCUUGUUUCCUGGUAGGAAUGCAAGAAGACUCUAUUGAUGGAAUUUAUAAAACUCUGCACAAGACAGCAUUGAUUUCAAAGGCUUCUGGAGGCAUAGGAAUUCAUGUUUCGAACAUAAGGGCAAGCGGAUCCUUCGUAUCUGGGUCAAACGGGAUUUCGAAUGGACUGGUGCCCAUGCUCCGUGUGUUCAACAAUACUGCUAGGUAUGUAGAUCAAGGUGGUAAUAAACGGCCUGGUGCGUACUGCAUAUACUUAGAGCCGUGGCAUUCUGAUAUUUUCGACUUUUUGCAACUAAGAAAGAACCACGGUAAAGAGGAGAUGAGAGCCCGUGAUUUGUUUUUGGCAUUGUGGAUACCUGAUCUAUUCAUGGAACGUGUAGAGUCCAAUGGUGAUUGGUCUUUAUUCAGUCCUGACGAGGCUCCUGGUUUAAAUGACGUCUAUGGUGAGGAGUUCAACAAGUUAUAUGGGUAUUACGAAGAAACACGGGCUCCGAUGAGAGUUGUUAAAGCACAAAAACUGUGGGCAGAAAUUUUGCAAAGUCAAACAGAAACUGGAGGUCCUUUUAUGCUCUAUAAAGAUGCUUGCAAUAAAAAAUCAAACCAAAAAAACCUGGGAACUAUAAAAUCUUCUAAUUUGUGCUGUGAAAUCGUAGAAUAUAGCUCAAAAGAUGAGAUUGCAGUUUGUAAUUUAGCCUCGGUUGCUCUCCCAUCUUUUGUCAGGACAUCGAACAGUGAAACCAAAUUGUUUGAUUUUGAUAAACUUCAUAGUGUUGUGAAGGUUGUCACUAAAAAUCUUGACAGAGUGAUAGAUAUUGGAGAUUAUCCGGUCGAAGAGGCUAGAAAUAGUAACCUGAAGCAUCGUCCUGAGGCUAUUGGGGUACAGGGUUUGGCAGAUCUAUUCUUUAUUUUAAAAAUUCCAUUUGAGUCAGAAGAGGCCAGUACUUUGAACAAACAAAUCUUCGAAACAAUAUAUCAUGCAGCUAUAGAAGCAUCUAUUGAACUAGCAGAGGAGUAUGGGCCAUACAGCAGUUUUGAAUCAUCUCCCUCGAGCGAAGGUAUACUUCAGUUUGAUUUCUGGAAGAAACCAAACCAGAAAUAUGACUUUCUGUACAAAGACUGGGAUGAUAUCAAAGAGAGGAUAAAAAAUCGCGGUCUUCGAAAUUCGCUGUUAGUAGGCCCCAUGCCUACUGCGUCUACCUCACAAAUACUGGGCUACAAUGAAUCAUUCGAGCCAAUGACGUCAAAUGUUUAUACUAGAAGGGUUUUAAGUGGGGAAUUUAUCGUCAUAAAUCAACACAUGGUUAAUCAUUUUUGUGAUCUAGGUAUAUGGGAUGAGAAAUUGAAAAACAAGAUAAUUAUGCAUGAUGGAUCUGUCAAGGACAUAGAGGGACUUCCGGAAUGGAUCAAAGACAUUUAUAAAACAGUGUGGGAAAUACCACAAAGACGGUUGAUUGAUCUGGCGAGAGAACGCUCUCCCUUCAUCGACCAGUCUCAAAGCUUGAAUUUAUUCAUGAAAACACCUACAAUGGGCAAGCUAACAGGAAUGCAUUUUUAUGCGUGGAGACAAGGACUAAAGACUGGGAUGUAUUAUUUGAGAACACAAGCAGCUGCAGCUGCAAUUCAAUUCACUAUCAACAGCGAAAAUACUUUAGCGAGUGGUGUCAGCCUACCAAAAUCUAAAAGGCAAGAGAAAAAGGAUAUAGUUUCUGGAAUAUAUCCGCUUAGUGCAGAUAAAGAGCUUUUUAUUCACUUCUUUAGUGAAGCAGGUGAAUCCCUGGCAAAUUUAAAAAAAGAUGAUUAUAACAAUAAAGGUAACGUAGACUCGUGUGAUGACGUCUUUGGAAUACAUGAUUCGACACCAUUAGCGUGUAAUUUAGGUGACAAUGGUGAGGUUUGUGAGGGUUGCUCGGGUUGA
This is a messenger RNA of Zygotorulaspora mrakii, 2601 nucleotides long. RefSeq lists its product as uncharacterized. Gene Ontology annotation, biological process: deoxyribonucleotide biosynthetic process; DNA replication. Gene Ontology annotation, molecular function: ATP binding; ribonucleoside-diphosphate reductase activity, thioredoxin disulfide as acceptor. Gene Ontology annotation, cellular component: ribonucleoside-diphosphate reductase complex. The transcript has a single exon. The record is from RefSeq and is a predicted model, not a curated record. NCBI's taxonomy places the organism in Eukaryota, Fungi, Ascomycota, Saccharomycetes, Saccharomycetales, Saccharomycetaceae. Bases 1 to 2601 code for a protein of 866 amino acids.